UUUAAUUUCGAUUUUAGAGAUUGAAAAAUUUAAAACUUUUAAAAUGUUGACCAGAAAUUGUUUAAAAAUUACCAGUGUCUCAUCAAGAGCACUUUUAUUUAGAAAGUAUUUGCUUCACGAAAAACGUUCGCCAUCGCAAUGCUCGUGCCAAUUCAACUUUAGCAAAGCAAGGUCUAAUGAUACUAAGGUAUUAGCCAAAGUUGCCAACACUACUAAAGAUGUAUGCGUCUCAUCAGGGUCUGGAGAAAAAGUAAAUUCUGUAACAUCACAAAUAUUGGGAGCCUCAGAGGAGUUAUUAGAGAAAAUGAUAGCUGGUCUGUCGUCAGAUAUUCAUCAAAAGAACAGAGUGUAUAAGAAUGAUUUAGUCAGAGUGAUUGGGAAAGUGAAAGAGUUAAAUUUCUCGAGUAAAAGGCAGGGGCUGUUGCUACUGCACUGUUGUACAGAACUGCUCCCAGAUGAGACGCCUGCAACAAGGAUAGCGCUAGCUGAGGAGGUGUGGGCAGCAAUCAAGCCUCACACAAAGUUCACUGUGGAGCACUAUAAUGAGCUUCUCCGUGUAUAUGUAGCCAACGGCAAGAGUGUCAAAGCAAGCACAUUUAUUGACUCCAUGGCUCCUGUGAUACCAAAUAAUACCACUUAUGAAUUAAUACUGAGAGCACUUGGAGAGAUAGGAGACAUAAAUCAGGCGACUGAAGUGAUAGCCAACAUGAAGAACCAAGGUUUGCCGGCCACUGAGAGUGUUUUCAACUCACUUAUAUUGUGUCAGGGUAAAGCUGAAAACUACGAAAACGUCAAAGAAGUUCUAACAAUGAUGAAAUCCCUCAAAUUCGAACACACAGUAGACACUCACACGUCUAUAGCCAGAGCAUUAGCGUUCAACAAGAAAGAAGAACUUUUGCUGAAAGAGAUGGAGAUGGCGAGGCAGAAUGGACAUCAGUUCGAGGAGACUCAUGUUAUGGAGAUAGUUAAAAGCGUGGCGGCUGGGAAGAUGUAUAAAUUGGUGCCGAAGAUUCUCCGCUACCUACCAGAGUCAACUUUAAAAACCCCAUCAAUAUCUCCAUACAUGCAAAGCGUCUGCACAUUACUAGUCUACCAGAACCAUCCUCUAGUGGCCCUGGAGAUCUACAAAUGUCUUCCGCUACCAUCGUUUGGGCCUAAAGACGACCAAGGCUUGCAUGGACGAAGCUUGGUCAGAGACUGUGUUAAGGCUGGAAUCCCUUCCACAGUACUAAGCAAAGUGACGGAAGAGCUAAUGUCAUCGGGUCGAAAUCCUAUAGCUAUACAAAACGCAGCAGAAUGCGCCCUCCAACAGGACAAGGCAUUACUGGCCAUAGAUCUCUUCGACCGCAUGAAGCAGCGUGGACUGCCGUUACGCCCUCAUUACUUCUGGCCGAUCAUGCUACGAGCAUCCAAAAAUACCGGUGAAAAAGGCAUAAUGAACACCCUAACAAAAAUGAUCGAAAUGGACGUAAAACCCGACUACGAGACCAUUUCUAACUACACUCUACCCUACGUUAGUUUCACCUCCGCUCAGAAUCUGAUGAAAAAGUUCCAAGAUGCUGGGGUUUCAGUCACAACAGUAUUAACCCCAAUGAUGGAGUAUUUAUUGAAUACGGGGCAAGUUAGAGCUGCUAGCGAGAUAUGCGAACUCUUCAAAGGCAAAGUCGACAUGGAAAUCCUCCUCAAACCCCUCAUAAAAGGUUACCUCAUAAGUCUGGACCUCAAGUCCUCACUCCACAUUCUAGAAGACGGUAUUCAGAAGGCAUCGGACAAGAGUAAGGACUGGACAGGCAGAUUCUUGUGUACCUUUAUGAAGAAGAAGAACGAGUUUGGUGAUGUUUUCAAAUUUGUUAAGGAACUAAGAAAAACUCCCUUAAGAAUAUCGACAUCAGCUGCAGAUUUCUGCCUCACCCACAUACCGGAAUCUGUAAAACAAGAGACAGUCGACCAAUUCAAAGAGGCCAUCAUAGCUAUCACGGAUGAGAGGCUGAUAGAUGAGGGGGAUCUGUUCGCACAUCAGCUGCCGCAUCCGAAAAAUAUGAACGAAGAAGGCCUAAAAGCGCAUCUCAGUGAACUGGAAGCUAAAGGCAUGAACACACGCGGUGUUCUGAGGCGGUUACUUCAGCAGUAUUGCAAAGAAGGCAAUUUGACAGCCGCGAGAGAAAUCGUAGAUAAAUGUCAGAAAGAAGGGAUAUUCCUCUCAGCCGGCAUGAAAGCCAGCAUAUUCGACCUUCAUGUGAAAUCCGGCGAGCUAGAGCUAGCCGAGCUAGCAUUAGCCGACCUAAACAAGUCGGCACCCAACUUCACCUUGGACGAGUUCAAGGUCAUCGACUUCGCGACCAUGUGGGUGUGCAGGAAAGAGAUGGAGAAGGCUUUCGCUGUUAUAGAAGAACAGAGUAAAAAGAGACGAGUAAUGGGCGGUCGCGGUAUAGCCAUGAACUGCUUUCGUCUCCUCGACGCUACCGCUACCCACGGGACCCUCGAAGACGUCAAACGCAUGCUAGACCUGCUUACACGACUACGAUACUGUCAGCCUACCAACGCCAUGCUAGGACCUGUCGUCAGAUGGCAUAUUAACAACAACGACCUACGCGAAGCAGUCAACGAAUUCAGCCGCCUCGCCCAAAAAUACAACAAGACCCCUCUCAAGCACGAACUGCUCUGCAAAAUACUGGAAACCAUUAGUGAUGGCAGCGAAGACAGGUUCGUUGUGAACGCGAACAGCGGCGGGUGGGCGAACAAGCUCGCUCAGACCGUGUUCAAUGUUAACAAGAGGAUACACGGAGCUAGCGAUGUACAGCUAACCCUAAUAGCCGCGCUAGCCGAAGUGAACUACAAGAAAACGCUCCGCAAAAUGUUCCUCGAUCCCAACGUCAAGUUUCACCCCGACGCUCUGCUCCGACGCUGCGAGCGAUUCGCAGACGAGAAGAAAACUGCCCCCUUACAUACUAUCGCUGAAUGCGCGAAAGAUACACGUAGAAUUGAUCUGGAUGAAGUUUAUGAACUUAUAUUAAGCGUACAUCAACGUCAAGAUGACUGGCGAUCAGCGCUCGCUCUAUGGGAGAAAAUGCAAGAAUCCGACGUGAGACCAUCACAGAAGUUUAUAAGAAACCUCUACGCUCUGCUCAAAGCUAACAAAAUAACAAUCCCACCACAAUUAUCUACGUUAAUGGAUAGACAGGAGGCCAGUCUGUAGAGUUUGUGUUUAAAGGACAUUGAAAUAAAGUUCAAAAUUCAGUGCUUGAAUAUGAACAGUCGAUGCAAAACCAUUGACAAAUCGCUGGCCCAAUAUUGCAAGGUUCUAUGUUACAUUUU
Cydia fagiglandana is the source of this 3315-nucleotide messenger RNA. It is a transcript of the gene Lrpprc2, whose product is annotated as leucine-rich PPR motif-containing protein, mitochondrial. Bases 44 to 3196 code for a protein of 1050 amino acids. Gene Ontology annotation, biological process: regulation of mitochondrial translation. Gene Ontology annotation, molecular function: protein binding; mRNA 3'-UTR binding. The record is from RefSeq and is a predicted model, not a curated record. Gene Ontology annotation, cellular component: mitochondrion; nucleus. NCBI's taxonomy places the organism in Eukaryota, Metazoa, Arthropoda, Insecta, Lepidoptera, Tortricidae. The transcript has 17 exons.